Molecule: messenger RNA, 198 nt
Organism: Penicillium diatomitis
Lineage: Eukaryota; Fungi; Ascomycota; Eurotiomycetes; Eurotiales; Aspergillaceae
Exons: 2
Coding region: 1-198 (65 amino acids)
Source: RefSeq, a predicted model, not a curated record
AUGACUCAAUACACUAAUUGUCCUUCACUCCGAGAUCUACGCCGAGAGCUCCGGGGGAAGGUCGGGGACGCGUUUAACAGCAUGAUAACCUUAUUGGGAGGAUCUGGAGAAAGGGGAACUGCUUCACGUGCUAAGACGGUGGAGGCUGUCUUGGACUUCGCUGAAGCGUCACAGCGAUUUCAAAGCCGCGCGCCAUGA